Dendrobium catenatum is the source of this 1425-nucleotide messenger RNA. RefSeq names its product protein NEOXANTHIN-DEFICIENT 1. The record is from RefSeq and is a predicted model, not a curated record. NCBI's taxonomy places the organism in Eukaryota, Viridiplantae, Streptophyta, Magnoliopsida, Asparagales, Orchidaceae. The transcript has 12 exons. Bases 35 to 943 code for a protein of 302 amino acids.
UAGACUUGAUAUAGUGCUGGCGAGGGGAAGUUCCAUGGAGGAUUCUAAAGUACAAUUGUCUUCUGGAUAUGCUAUGGGACCCCCUUGGUUAUUCAAAGGCAGUGCACUGUAUCAAUUACAUCUUGUAAAGGCAGAAAUUGCUCGUGUUUUCAUCCCAAAGGAGUUUAAAAUCGUUGAAGCAUUUGGCAGGUACACUCUUGGAGGUUUCUUCCUUGCUCGUUAUGAUGAUAGCCCGGUGGCAAAAUUUGAUGAGUUAGUGGUUAUUGCUGGCACCGUGUGGAACCCACCAACUUCUUGCGCGUGGGCUGCCAGAGUACUAGUGAACAAUGAAGAAGCCUGUAGGCAUGGGAGGAAGGAAUUUGGUCUUCCAAGCAAUGUUGGAAUAUUCUCGGAGCAAAAAUCUGCAGAAGUCAGAGUGAAAUCCAAAAACAUGUACAAUUGUUUUCUGAACAUGAUUGGCUUUAGCCGCAGUAGCUGGAAGGAGCAUACUGAAGUCAAAAUAUCAGAGGUUAAUGAUUCCAACAUAAUGUCCCUAUGUAGCAUUAGCAUUCCAUAUCUUGAGCCAAAAUUGCAUAGUGAUGACAGAUGGAUGGGUCCAAAAAUCAAAAUGUCACUUCCAAAUUUUAGUGGGCGAACCAUUCACAAUCCCCUUCUUCUAAAGUAUGCUUGCCAGCUAGAAUGCAGGAUGCGUCCUGUGAUGGCAGCGAAAGUCUCUGGACCUACCAGCAAUUAUGGUGAAGAUGAACCUGAUGUUGAUUGUCUCAACAAUAGUAAAUUGACAGAGGACAAAACCUUGAACCAAUGCAUUUCGAUUCUGUUGUCAAAACCUGUGUUGGCAUUGGAGUUCAAUUUUCUCAAAAUGCAAGUGAAUGCUCCAACCUUAGUAGUUUCUCACUCCAAGAAUAAUGUAGCAGAAGAUUCAGGUGACGAGACAUAUCCGUAGUAGUGUUGAUUAUCAGGGGUUUUCUAUGAGCGGAUUUAGAGGCCAGAACAAAAGAAGCUUUGAACGACGAUUUUGAUUUUUUGCAUCAGCAGCAUUUAUCACUGAAGUUGAAUUCUUGACAGCAGAGGCAAGCAAAGAUGAGUUUCCGAACAAAUAAGAUGGUGCAACAGCUGCAGAAAAAUAAGACGCAUGGAUAUACUGCUAACUUGCAAUUUACCUGAUCCAAUUAAUUGAAUUACUGGUAUUGUAAGACGCCUUUUGCAAUGUUAUGGCGUGGAAUUAUACAAAGAAUUAAAAUUUAAGAGAGAGAGAGAGAAUGGGAUCGUAGUAUUAGGAUUUUAACUUUGUUUUAGGGUUUUUGUAAUUGAAGUUAGUCUAGAUUUCUUAUAUUUAGAUAGGGAAUAGCGAAAACUUUAGGUGAGGAUAUCCAAAUCAAAAUUAGACAGAAUAAAAAAUAUCCUCUCUCUCUAGCGUUUUUAUUC